GGGGACUGCGGGGACUGCGGGGACUGGAGGCAGCCGUGCAGGCAGCGACGCCCGGGGAAGCCCGCAUCCCGCCUGCACCUCCGAGGCGCGCCCCGGGAGCGGGAGCGACCCCGAGGCGCCGCCCAGGGCCAGAGUCGAGCGCAGGGCGCUGAGAGCCCUGAGUCGGCCCGGCGCCCAGAGCCCAGGCAGCGGCCGGAGCGCGGGGGCGCGGCCCUGGGAAGCCGUAGAGCGAGCCCGGGCCGGGGGAAGAGCGCCGAGCGCGAGCGCCCUACACAGCGGCGUUGGAGGCGGCUUCGCGGGAGACGAAAACCGCCGGCAGAGACGCGAUGACCGCCGAUAGGGAGCCCGGCCGGCUAGGAAGCGGGCGCCGCGGAGUCUGAGCGCGCGGAAUCGCGCGUCCCGGGGACGCCGAGGCUCAGGCCGGUGCGGGCGACCGAGGGCGGCGGGCGGGGCCCAGGUGCGACCGGCCGCAUCGGGCCCGUGACUGCUCGGGGGGCGGCGCCCUCCCGCCGCAGCCGCAGUGGCCGGCGCCGCAGCGAGGAGCCAUGGGCAACAUCUCCUCCAACAUCUCGGCCUUCCAGUCCCUGCACAUCGUCAUGCUGGGCUUGGACUCGGCCGGCAAGACCACGGUGCUCUACCGGCUCAAGUUCAACGAGUUCGUGAACACGGUGCCCACCAUCGGCUUCAAUACGGAGAAGAUCAAGCUGAGCAACGGCACGGCCAAGGGCAUCAGCUGCCACUUCUGGGACGUAGGAGGCCAGGAGAAGCUGAGGCCGCUGUGGAAGUCCUACAGCCGCUGCACGGACGGCAUCAUCUACGUGGUGGACUCGGUGGACGUGGACCGGCUGGAGGAGGCCAAGACGGAGCUGCACAAGGUGACCAAGUUCGCCGAGAACCAGGGCACCCCGCUGCUGGUCAUCGCCAACAAGCAGGACCUGCCCAAGUCGCUGCCGGUGGCCGAGAUCGAGAAGCAGCUGGCGCUGCACGAGCUCAUCCCGGCCACCACCUACCACGUCCAGCCGGCGUGCGCCAUCAUCGGCGAGGGCCUCACCGAGGGCAUGGACAAGCUCUAUGAAAUGAUCCUGAAACGCAGGAAGUCCCUCAAGCAGAAGAAGAAGCGGUAAUACGCCUGGCAGGGUUCGGGAGCUAGGGGGAGCAAGCCAGGGAGCGAACGAGUCAGAAGUGAAUGAAUGGUUAGAUGGGUGAGCGAGAACCCGCGCCCGCGAACAAAGACAGCGAACCAAAGCGAUGCUUCGAAUUUUUUAAACUCUAUCUCUGUACCCAAAUGCAGAACUGGUGACUUAACCUGGCCUGGAGCUGAUUUAUCAGCCAGCUCGCCAUCUGCCCCACCCCCACGCCAGCUCUGGGGACCUUUUGUCUGAGCACCGGAGAUACCUAGUGGGUGGGGGACCGGUGGGGUGUGGACCUUCGGUUCAGGCUUGUGCGCCCUCCGGCCCCAGGAGAAGGAUCAGAUGUCAGAGACAAGGCGAUUUCUUGAUUUCUUCUUACUACACUGGGCCGGGAGUUCAGGCUGCCCCGCCCCCAUUGGGGGAAUCACCUGUGAGUUACCUGAGGUAUGCAGUUCCCAGAACCCUGGGGGGCACCCAUCUGGAGUCAGGGUGGCAUUGGGGGUGGCGGUGCUGGGGAGAGGAAUGCCCCUUGCAUUCAGGGGCUUGGAAGCUGAGUAAUUUUAUGUCACAGGGCAGGCCCCUGUUGAAAUUUCAUAGGUCCUGCUCUGGGCCCAGAGGAGGUGGUGGUUUGGGCCAUCAGGACUGCCUGGGACAAUGCGGCAGCUGGAGGGCACUGGGCGCUGUGCUGCUGGCCUUGGCUGGGAAUGGCCGAGAAGAUGCCCCCUUCAUGGGGCUUUGUGGUGGCUACCGGAGACCGGUUUUGUUGAGAACUGCUUUUCAGCCUGGAAUGAGACCUCUUCCAGAUGGCUUGGACCCUGUCCAUGUGUAGGUCAUUAUCACACAAAGAGACCAAUAAAAAUUAAAAAAAAAAUAAGAAACUGUUCGAGGUGGUGGCAAAUGAUGCAUUUACUGUUUGCAGGUUAGUUAAAGGUGUUCAAAGGGCAAUGCUCUUGGCAUAAAUCUGGAUGGUGUGUGUGUGAGAGAGAGUAUACAGGGACCUCCCUCUGUAUUCUGUAAUCAGCAUAAAUAUCUAGAUCCAUUCUGUGUGGAAUUUUAAAUUCUCUGAAUCUACCAAUUGGUUUGGAUGAGCAUACCAGCUACAGAUGUGUGCUGAGUUGCAAGAUGGUUUUUCUGCAAGGGAUGUCUCUUGUAAUACUAACCGUGUGGUAAUGGGUUUUCAGACAUGUUUUUAAAAAUAACUUACAAAUGAAUACUCACCUUAGAAAUAUUCACCUUAGGAAAAAAGACUUUGCUCUGCCCUUUUAUAUCCCUUGACGCUGCAAGUGGCGACAUGUUCAGAUUUCUAAUUUGGUUCAUUGUGGCCUUUCUGGUUUAAGUAUUUCAUUCAGAACAUCUCAUUAGAGUAUUUGAUGUCAUGCACCAAAAAUAAAACCCCACCUUUUUGCAAAAACGACCUCGUUGCAUGGAUUUAAAAGCGGAGGAAAAGCUAAGGAUGUAGUCCUUCUCCAUUCAUUCUCUAACUGGCCUUGUAGCCAGCAGGCACUUUGGGCAAAUGCAAACAAGGGGUGCUUGAGAUAAAAGAAAGCCUGUGACGUCAUGGUCACUGCUGCUCAGGCACUUCACAGUUUACUUGAAAGAAGCUUUGGAAAAUAGAUAAAGUGAAAGAAGAAGAAAUGCAUAUUUUUAAUAACGUAAUUUUAAAAAUCCUUUAUAAUCAGGACUGAGUCUUGGUUUGCACAACCUGUCGUAUCCUGAAACACAGUAUCAAAAGGGAAACUCAACAAUUGACUGUUUGAUUUUUAUUUCCUCCCUGAAUCCAUGUUUUCAGGUAGAAUUUUGACAUCCCCCUCCCCCCAGUGACAUGUUUCUUUGCAAAGGAGGCCUGUAGAAAUUGGAUGUGGCCAUGCGUGAGCAUGUGGGUUAGCCCUUGCCCAUUGUCCAUUACCCUCCGAGUGGCGACGUGAGAACCAGAGGCAGAUGUCUGGCUUCCUGCUUCAAACCCAGUUCUUACAGGAGAUUUUUUAAAAACAGAAAUCUAGCAGCCUGUCUUCCCUUCCUCUUUGGUCAGUGUAUUUGGUACCCUUCUACUGCUGGUCUUUUGUAGAAACUCAGUAGAGAAAAUAGAGCUAGGCACUGAUGAAGGCCGGCGAGAUUUCAGUUUACAUAUCGAUAGCAUAUUCACUGACUUCUGAAUGGGCUGGUCCCAUCAUCUGAAGAUUCUGUAUAGAAUUAUUAAAAUCAAAUCCAUCUUCAUUUAUUUUCUUCACAUGUAACAAUUUCUUAAGCACUUUUUAGUCGUUCCACACUAUUGAGAGAAUAAUAUAUUUAUUUUGCGACUUUGCAGAUGCCAAAUACUGUCACCGUCUCGUGCUGACAAUACCUAGGUUCCAGGUCACUGUUCAAAUCCUGUAAUGCUUUAACAAUCGUGCGAGAUGGUUUUGUUUUUUGCAUUAUCAAUACUUAAGGGUGCCGUCAGCUGUUAGUAAUUGUGCAGUAAAGUCAAGCCCUGUGCUGUAUCAACUAAUAGGUAAGAGUCUCAGUUCAUUUCUGUAACGUUUGACCUAUUAGUCGCCCUUUUCAUCUCUGACCCAACGGAGGAAGCACAGAUGAAGUCACCUAGGAGGGGUCACCCAGGGGGAGUCCCCUCCACGUAUCAGUCAGCGGUCCAUUAUGCCUUUUGCCCUUUAGAGAUGGAAUGGGCUUCUCGUAGAGGAAGCUGGUCUCCCCAAGUGAGCUUUGAAAUGUUUCCUGGUAGACACAGGGAGGCCAGUUUUAUUUCAGAACAAUGCUCUUCACAAAUUCUCUGUUAUGGUGUUGGGACUGUGUCCACUGGUUUCAGUUUUCAUUUCUCUGCUGUAAUUCUCUGUCUUGAUCAUUCUUUGUUUCCAUCCCUUUUUAUAAUGCAUAUAUGAUGCUGUGAACAGAAAUAAAUUAUUUAUACAAUCAAACAA
Molecule: messenger RNA, 4042 nt
Organism: Marmota monax (woodchuck)
Lineage: Eukaryota; Metazoa; Chordata; Mammalia; Rodentia; Sciuridae
Gene: Arl4c
Product: ADP ribosylation factor like GTPase 4C
Exons: 1
Coding region: 546-1124 (192 amino acids)
Biological process (GO): intracellular protein transport; endocytic recycling
Cellular component (GO): cytoplasm
Molecular function (GO): GTP binding; GTPase activity
Source: RefSeq, a predicted model, not a curated record